Messenger RNA from Cebus imitator (Panamanian white-faced capuchin), 590 nucleotides. RefSeq names its product 60S ribosomal protein L7a-like. Lineage: Eukaryota; Metazoa; Chordata; Mammalia; Primates; Cebidae. The transcript has a single exon. The record is from RefSeq and is a predicted model, not a curated record. The annotation marks the transcript as partial.
UUUUUCUCUUCCCGCCGCCCAAGAUGCCGAAAGGAAAGAAGGCCAAGGGGAAGAAGGUGGCUCCGGCCCCUGCUGUCGUUAAGCAGGAGGCCAAGAAAGUGGUGAAUCCACUAUUUGAGAAAAGGCCUAAAAAUUUUGGCAUUGGACAAGAUAUCCAGCCCAAAAGAGACCUCACCCGCUUUGUGAAAUGGCCCCGCUAUAUCAGGUUGCAGCGGCAGAGAGCCAUCCUCUAUAAGCGGCUGAAAGUGCCUCCUGCAAUUAACCAGUUCACCCAAGCCCUGGACCGCCAAACAGCUACUCAGCUGCUCAAGCUGGCCCACAAGUACAGACCAGAGACGAAGCAAGAAAAGAAGCAGAGGCUGUUGGCCCGGGCCGAGAAAAAAGCGGCUGGCAAAGGGGACGUCCCCACUAAGAGACCACCUGUCCUCCGAGCAGGAGUGAACAGCGUCACCACCUUGAUGGAAAACAAGAAAGCUCAGCUGGUGGUGAUUGCACACGAUGUGGAUCCCAUUGAGCUGGUUGUCUUCUUGCCUGCCCUCUGUCGUAAAAUGGGAGUCCCUUACUGCAUCAUCAAGGGGAAGGCAAGACUG